This is a messenger RNA of Lindgomyces ingoldianus, 1167 nucleotides long. RefSeq lists its product as uncharacterized. The transcript has 5 exons. NCBI's taxonomy places the organism in Eukaryota, Fungi, Ascomycota, Dothideomycetes, Pleosporales, Lindgomycetaceae. Bases 1 to 1167 code for a protein of 388 amino acids. The record is from RefSeq and is a predicted model, not a curated record.
AUGCCCCAGUUAACGUUUGUUUUCGGACCCAACAACACCUUCUUCUUUGACUGUCCCAAGUCAUGGAAAUUUCACAAUAUCCCGGCGAGCCUCCGCUCGUUGAUGAAUGCGUCCAUGAGCCCGGCGUACCGGAUAGCACAACCAUAUUGCCUCGCGCUUGGCCCGCAGAACAACUCGGCGGAACCGAUUUGGUAUAUAGGAUGUAAGGUGUGCGACGGCCAGGAGAAGAUCUUCUACUCUCAGAACACCUUCGAUAUCAACUAUCCCGACCUGUCGCGCUGGAUUAAAACGAUUCCGAACGCUCCGCGGCAAUGCGUAAUAACGUUUGGCCCCGCGCUGAGCUUCUUUGCUUGUGCGCCGGGCUUAGGGUCCAUCUGGGCCGGGAUACCAGGAGAUCUGAGCGAUAAAGUGCAAAAGGCGUUUGAUACCCCGUGCAAUGUGUCGCUGGGAAUGAAUAAUGCGUGGUUCGUCAUGUGGCCGGAUGGGUAUUACGCCUGGAAAUUCUACGGCGGCUAUGCGACCCUAGAUAAGAUUCUAGAUGCUGCAGAACCGCGAUCAGUAUCUUAUCUUGCGGUAAGCCCGUACAACGCGGAUCAAUACUUUGUUGCUUUUAAGGACCGUACUGUAAAGUACAACCUCUCGCCGGAGUGGAUGCCUCAAAUGCAAGAAGUCUUCCGGGAAUGGCAGGUAGAAAUUAUGCAAAAGCAGAUGGAGAUGAUGCAAAAGGCAGGAUUUCGGCAGCCUCAACAGCCUCAACAGCCUCAACAGCCAUAUCGACAUUCAAUAGCGGGCCAAUACCCUCCUCAACCCACUCAGCCACAAUGGAAUCCGAAUCCAUACCCAACCUCGCCCGCUUCUCCAACUCCUAGCUACCUCAAUCCUUCAACGCCAAACACACCUCUACCAGCAUAUUCAAAUCCCGUCACACCGGGGUUCUCGUUGUACAGUCCGUAUGGAGACCAGCCGCCAGAUAAGACACCAGAAGUAAUGAAUGGAGCUAUGUUUGCACCACAGGGUCCUCCUCCUAGGUCGGCUUCUACAGAAAAACGGAAAAGUUUUUUAUCGAAACGGAUGAGCCAUAGUGCUGCACCGGUCGCAGGGGCAGUUGGUGCCAAAGCAGCAAUAACUAUGGCCACUGAGGGAAGCCAGACUUGCGCUGUCAUGUAA